AUGACUAGUUGUAAUCCACUGAAGAGCCAAGCUCAGCCAGUGCCAAAGAUUCCCAAGUAUUAUGGGAUCACACCUCCAAUCAGUGAAGACCUGCCUACAGAGACUGACACGAUCCAGACUGAAGAACUGAUCAAGUGUCUCAGGUCAUAUGACAUAUUUGAAGAAGAUCUUGAGCACCAACACAGAGAGGAAGUUGUGAAGAGACUGGAGUCUCUCUUUAAAGAAUGGCUCAAAGAAAUGUGUUUAGAAAUGAAUGUACCUGAAAACGUGAUGGACAACGUUGGAGGAAAAGCUCUACCAUUUGGCUCCUUUCGUCUGGGAGCUUAUGCCAAGGGUGCUGAUAUCGAUGUCCUUUGUGUCGGACCUGGAUUCAUUAAGAGAAAGGAUUUUUUCACCUCCUUCUAUGAGAAGCUGAAAGCUCAGGAGGUGAAAAACAUACGGGCUGUCGAAGAGGCAUUUGUCCCUGUUAUCAAGUUUAUCUAUGAUGGCAUUGAGGUUGACAUGGUCGUUGCCAUGGUGGUGCGAAAGUCCAUUCCAGGAAGUCUGAACCUUCUUGACGACAAGAUUCUGAAGGACAUGGACAAAUACAGUGUCAGGAGUCUUAAUGGCUACAGAGUGACAGAGGAAAUCCUCCUUCUUGUGCCAAACAUUCAAAACUUCCAGCUCGCUUUAUUAGCCAUCAAGCUGUGGGCCAAACGUCGUAACAUUUACUCGAACAUGCUGGGCUUCCUGUGUGGAAUAUCAUUGGCCAUACUGGUGGCCAGAAUCUGCCAGCUCUACCCAAAUGCAGCUGCGUCCACAGUGGUCAUCAAGUUUUUUAAGAUCUACUCCAUGUGGGAUUGGUCAAUCCCAGUUUGUUUGAGGGUCGUAGUGGACCGCUAUUACAACCUGCCCUUCUGGGAUCCAACGCUGAACCCAAGUGACCGCUGCCACAUGAUGCCCAUUAUCACCCCAGCGUAUCCACAGCAGAACACAACCUUCAACGUGUCUUCUUCCACCUUGGCUGUUAUAACAGAGGAGAUCAACCUUGGUCACGCCAUCACCCAAGAAAUACUGCAGAAAAAAGCUGACUGGUCCAAACUGUUUGAGACGCCACACUUUUUUGAGAAGUACCAGUAUGUAUUGAGUGAACCUAAAAACAGAAAUAAGUAUUGCCUAACUGCUCUUGAAAAUUGUUUGCAAUAUGUUGUGCUGAAAGUUACUUCUGCAGAGAAGCUGCACCAUGAGUGUGUCAGUCUGGUGGAGUCUAAAAUCAGACACCUGGUGGGACUUCUGGAGCGAAACAGGCAGAUUUCCCGCGCUCAUCUUCAUACACAGUCCUUCCCUGGACCCAGUCAGGAAAAUAACAAGUAA
This is a messenger RNA of Solea solea (common sole), 1353 nucleotides long. RefSeq names its product poly(A) polymerase type 3-like. The transcript has 14 exons. Gene Ontology annotation, cellular component: nucleus. Bases 1 to 1353 code for a protein of 450 amino acids. Gene Ontology annotation, molecular function: poly(A) RNA polymerase activity; RNA binding. Lineage: Eukaryota; Metazoa; Chordata; Actinopteri; Pleuronectiformes; Soleidae. The record is from RefSeq and is a predicted model, not a curated record.